Messenger RNA from Microthlaspi erraticum, 576 nucleotides. The record is from the annotation of a GenBank genome assembly. Lineage: Eukaryota; Viridiplantae; Streptophyta; Magnoliopsida; Brassicales; Brassicaceae.
AUGUGCAAGUCUAUUAACCCUGACGAGGCUGUGGCUUACGGUGCAGCGGUUCAGGCAGUGAUUCUUAAGCCGGUGAAGGGAACGAGAAAGAUGCAAGACCUUCUUCUGUUGGACGUGACUCCUCUUUCUCUCGGUCUUGAAACCAGCCGGUGGAGUCAUGACACUUUGAUCGAGAGAAACACAACAAUCCCGAAAAGAAGGAACAAUCUUCUCCACUUACUCGAAGACAACCAGCAGAUCACAGAAUGUUGUUUCGACAUUGACGCGAACGGCAUCCUCAACGUCUCGGCAGAGGACAAGACCACAGGGAAGAAGAAGCUUUCUGCUGGGGACAAGAAGAAGAUUGAAGAUUUGGUUGAUGAAGCGAUACAAUGGCUUGAUGGUAACCAAAUGGCUGAAGCAGAAGAGUUUGAAGAUAAGAUGAAGGAGUUGGAGAGUGUUUGCAAUCCGAUCAUCUCUAAGAUGUAUCAAGGAGGUGCUGGUGGUGAAGCUGGUGGUCCUGCCGCCGGAAUGGAUGAGGACGAAGCUCCUCCUUCUUCAGGCGGUGCUGGUCCCAAGAUUGAGGAAGUUGAUUAA